Ylistrum balloti is the source of this 1338-nucleotide messenger RNA. Its product is annotated as exosome complex component RRP4-like. Gene Ontology annotation, molecular function: RNA binding. The transcript has 8 exons. Gene Ontology annotation, cellular component: cytoplasmic exosome (RNase complex); nuclear exosome (RNase complex). Bases 1 to 876 code for a protein of 291 amino acids. Lineage: Eukaryota; Metazoa; Mollusca; Bivalvia; Pectinida; Pectinidae. The record is from RefSeq and is a predicted model, not a curated record. Gene Ontology annotation, biological process: nuclear polyadenylation-dependent rRNA catabolic process; exonucleolytic trimming to generate mature 3'-end of 5.8S rRNA from tricistronic rRNA transcript (SSU-rRNA, 5.8S rRNA, LSU-rRNA); CUT catabolic process.
AUGGUCGAUGUGAGGAUAGCUAGUAGUCGUUCCACAACGAAAUCUACUGUUUCUACGGAAAUAAGUAACCUUGUGACACCGGGAGAUGUGAUCACUGCAGACACUGGUUUCAUGCGUGGACAUGGAACAUACAUGGAGGAUGAAAAGCUCUACGCUUCUGUAGCAGGUGUGGUGGAGAGAGUUAACAAACUUAUUUGUGUAAAACCUUUGAAAACCAGGUACAAUGGAGAAGUUGGGGAUGUGAUAAUUGGUCGUAUCCUUGAAGUUGGAACUCGCCGUUGGAAGGUGGAUACUCAUGCGAAAUUGGAUUCUGUACUGAUGCUGUCCUCUGUCAAUCUUCCUGGAGGAGAAUUGAGAAGAAGGUCAGAGGAAGAUGAGAAAAUGAUGAGAACCUACCUCAAAGAAGGAGAUUUGAUCAGUGCAGAAGUACAGUCUGUAUUUUCUGAUGGAGUUUUGUCUCUCCACACCAGGAGUCUCAAGUAUGGAAAAUUAUCACAAGGUCAGUUGAUUUCCAUCUCACCAUCUCUGAUCAAGCGUCGUAAGACUCACUUCCACAACCUGCCGUGCGGAGCCAGUAUUAUUCUGGGUAAUAACGGGUACAUAUGGAUAUGUCCUACCAUCAACGAGGAAACAGAACAGACAGGAGGGUAUGAGCAGAAUCUGGAACCAAUUCAGAAGUCUGACAGGGAAGUGAUAGCCAGGCUACGUAACUGUGUACUAGCUUUAGCAGAACACAAAAUGAUGCUGUACGAUACCAGUGUCCUCUACACAUUUGAGGCCUCUCUUAAAUACUCUGUGAAGGAGACACUGAAGCCUGAAGUGAUGGCAGAGGUCAUAGAGGUGACCCAGCAGAGACUAGAGAGGGAAGGAACAUGAUCUCCACACACCUGUACAAUGAUUAUUGUCAAAUCAAUUGGGACAUUUAACAUACCAAUAGGGUACAAAAUAUUGUCUGUUUCUCAAAACAACAGUCAUCACAUCAUAAAAGGUCAAGGUUAAUUACAUACAGCAAGUCACACUUUUUUCAUUUUAGAAGAUAUUUCCAUUUUGCUAAUGUGACUAUUUUGAAGACCUAAAAUGUGACAUGUUUAAUUCAUUAAGGAGAAUAAGAAUCUGAAAGCGCUUUGACUUGUAAGAAUAUGACUUGGUACCACAUAACUGGUGACUGAUAAACAAGGAUAUGAAUGUGCCUCAACACAUCACUGAGUUAGGAGGGAGUCUGAAUUUCUUUUACAUAAUUGUUGCGAGAAUGUGACUACAUCACAGGACUGAUGUAUGAGAGUGAAUAUGCUGCACAAGUGUGAGAAGUUGAAUUUAAUAAAAGAUUAUUGUCAACAA